Molecule: messenger RNA, 2621 nt
Organism: Physella acuta
Lineage: Eukaryota; Metazoa; Mollusca; Gastropoda; Physidae
Source: RefSeq, a predicted model, not a curated record
UCGGGAUUAAUUAAAUCCAUUAUAGGAACCUCCUGCUUGCCAAAGACUUAACCAGUGAACAUGGAAACAUUUUGUGUUCUCCCAUUUUUUGCGGCGCCACGCCGGGCUAAUAAACUUUUUGACAUGCAUCAAACACAUAUAAAAAACUAUUAACUUGCCAAAGACUUAGCAGUCUACAUGGGAACAUCAUAAAACCCUAUCAGACAAGGGGCGUUGAUGACACAGUCGGAACAAGCAACAUCAUGGGCGACCAUUUUUACCAGCAAGUAGACACGGGCAUACAGGUGACUUUUGAAGAAACAUUUAACAGCAGCAUAGUAGCAGCAACAGCGAUGAUCUUUAUAUGCGUGGGUGUAAUUAUGAGCCUAUUCAACAAAAGAGAUCCUGUCCCGCAGCUAACUAAGAGAUGGAGAGCUAUAAUUGGAAUUGGCGUCAUCGCAGUCUUUGUUUGCACCUGCAUGUUGUUUUAUUGCAACGAAAACAUUACAAAUGCAGUGCGAACAUCUGCUAACCAACUUGCUCAACCUCCUUGCUCGAACUCAACAUUCCAUAUUGACAUGCAGGCUAACUGUCAACAGCUAAUUAAUACUGAAGUUCAAGUGAUACAAGGCAUCAAACCAACCUCAGAUGAGUUGACACAGUACGAGCUUCUGUUUUUAAAUGAAACAUGGCAGAGAUCUGGGUUGGAACAGCUCAACCGCACUCUGAGUCAACUUAUCACAGAUGGAACAAUUGUUUUUGUGAAUCUGCAUAAACAAGCCGAUCAACUAAGAAAGGAUAAUCUAAACUUUCUAAGUAGUAUCAGAACAUUCGAUGAAGUUUUAGACAGAUUUAACUUCUCUUGUUUUGGAGAAAGCCCAAUUUCUACAGAUCUAAUAGAUAACACAGAUGACAUCCAACUGAUCGUAACUAAAUUUGGAAUCGGUUUACAGGACUUAAAAUCGAUACAAAUUAAUUUAGAAGUUAUCUAUAAAAUGAUCAAGAUGCAAUCUCAUGAUAUCCUCCAAGACAUUCAUGCCACUGCAUUCAACCAAUCAUAUGAUUUACUGGUUCAAAAGAUUAUAAAGUUUCAAGAGGAAUUAUGUACCUUGACUUUCCAAAAUGUUAAAGAGAAUUACCUGAGACUAAAAAAGGUUGGCGAAAGUGAUUUUAACAGAUGGAAGACGUCAAUUUGGUUGGCAAGUAGCCUGCUAAUUUUUUGCUUCGUAAUGGCUGUACACCUGUUAUUAGAGUUUGAAACAUGUAGGAAAAGAUUAGAUUGUUCAACUGUCACGAUUUUCCAGUUUGUGAAAUACAUUCACUUUAUAACCAAGAUAAUUGGAUGUAUUUUGCUGAUCACUGCCAUUGUUUUGAAGACAGUCUCAUCAUUGAAAAUGGACUGUAUAAGCAAUGCUACUACAACCUUAAAUGUUAAUAAUCAGGUCAUUAACAUUGAUGUAAUAUCACCAGCAUCAAAAAUAGAUAGCAGAGUGUUCGAGGAUAUUCCUUUUAUCAUAUUACAAUGUAGACUGAAAAAGAUUUUUCCAGAGUUUCAAAAUAUGAAAAUGGCAUUUGACAAAAGCAAAAAUAAAACAAUGGAAACAAUUUCUGAUCAGUGUUUGGGAAAAAUACACACCUUCAUUAGAAGUAAUCCAGCAAACUCAUUAAUCCCAAACCUUACAUUAAUUUCUGGAGAGCUGGAAAUUAUGUUACUGGAAAGAAGAAUAACUUCUAAAAAUUUAUUUGUAAAUUUCCAGAAAUCUUUAACAGAAAGCAAAUUAUUCUUUUAUACUUUGAAUAAAGCUGAAGAAGAAUGUGUUUUUAGUAGAAAUGUAAACACAUGGGCAAAUAAUGUUAAAGCCACAGUAAGCACAAUGAUAAAAGAACUUCAGUUGAUGACUAAUACUAAAGCAACCAUUCUGAAUGGGGAGUUUGAAGAUAAAGUUGCAUAUGGCACCUGCUCCACAUCAUUGUCAUGUGGUGAAAUUCUCCAGAACCUUAAAAAGUGGGUGAUUAUUGGUAGCAUCACGGAGGUUAUGAUAGUUUUGAUUUGCGUGGUUCUCUUGAAGUACAUGUACUUCAUGAAAGGCAAUAAUAUAAAGGAUUUAGGAAUUGAUACUGUUGAUGUCAUUGAGGAUCUUCCAGGUGUUCCCAAGGUGUCGGAGAGCACUGAUUCAAUCACUAAAGAUUUAGGAAUUGAUACUGUUGAUGUCAUUGAGGAUCUUCCAGGUGUUCCCAAGGUGUCGGAGAGCACUGAUUCAAUCACUAAAGAUUUAGGAAUUGAUACUGUUGAUGUCAUUGAGGAUCUUCCAGGUGUUCCCAAGGUGUCGGAGAGCACUGAUUCAAUCACUAAAGAUUUAGGAAUUGAUACUGUUGAUGUCAUUGAGGAUCUUCCAGGUGUUCCCAAGGUGUCGGAGAGCACUGAUUCAAUCACUAAAGAUUUAGGAAUUGAUACUGUUGAUGUCAUUGAGGAUCUUCCAGGUGUUCCCAAGGUGUCGGAGAGCACUGAUUCAAUCACUAAAGAUUUAGGAAUUGAUACUGUUGAUGUCAUUGAGGAUCUUCCAGGUGUUCCCAAGGUGUCGGAGAGCACUGAUUCAAACCCUAAACAGUUACGAAAGUUGUUGGAAAGUGACCUGCUAUAA